GCAUCAACAUAAUCCGUGAACUACUUAUAUUUUUUCAUUUGAGGAUGCUCAACACUCCCCAUGUGAAGUGCUGAGCUCUUUUGCAUAUUUUACAAGAGGCUACACCAGGGGUUGGCAACCCCGGUCCUGGAGAGCCGCAAGGUGUGCUGGCUUUCGUUGUUGCUUGGCAUUAAUUGAUCAAUGAAAGCCGUUUAUUACACAGUUAACUCACCUGGUUUCUUGGGUCUGAAUCGGUUGCUUAUUUUAAGGUGGAGACGAAAGCCAGCGCACCCUGUGGCUCUCCUCCUCCCCUGGGCUAUGCUAAUGUGCUAGAUGGAACCCUCCUAUUGGUGGCUCUUAAUUGUGCUUUUAGUGAGACCUCGAAUGGCAUAAACUGUGAUGCAUUAGAAGUUUUAUUCUCAUUCAUGUAUUUACUUAAUGUUAUGCCAUUGCUUUUGGGUCAGUCUAAAUGGCAGGCAUUUAUAUAGCGCCUUUAUCCAAAGUGCUGUACAAUUGAUGCUUCUCCAUUCACCCAUUCAUACACACACUCACACACCGACGGCGAUUGGCUGCCAUGCAAGGCCCCGACCAGCUCGUCAGGAGCAUUUGGGGGUUAGGUGUCUUGCUCAGGGACACUUCGACACAGCCAGGGCGGGGGAUCGAACCGGCAACCCUCCGACUGCCAGACGACUGCUCUUGAGCCAUGUCGCCCCAGUCACCAGUCUGGGUGACUUGACCAAACACAGUGAAGGACUCCAUUUCCCAGAAGACAAUAGGCCUAAUGCGGAUGCAGUUCUGGAAGACCGCUGUGGAUGAGAUUUACAGAAACGCACCCCCAUCCCAGCCAGUCAGCGCAGAACUCUGGAGGGCAGUAAGGAAACACAGACUGACAAAGAGAUGGCUUUUGAGAAUCAUCAGUGAAAGAGAGAAAGAGAUGGAAUCAGAUAGGCCUUACAGGAACCUGCAAGAACUGGAGGCCUAUUCUGAGAACACCCAGUCCUCUCUGCUCUAUCUCCUUCUGGAAUGUUUAGGUGUUACAGACGUCCAUGCAGACCAUGCUGCCAGCCACAUUGGGAAGGCCCAGGGUAUCGUUACGUGCCUGAGAGCCACCCCUUACAACAGCCGGCGACGCAAGGUCUACCUCCCCAUGGACGUCUGCAUGCUGCAUGGAGCUUCACAGGAAGACUUCAUUCGAGGAAGCCGGGAACAAAAUGUGAGGGACGUGGUGUAUGACAUCGCCAGCCAAGCCCACAUUCAUCUACAGCAUGCCCGGUCCUUCAGCAAAAAUGUUCCUGCGGAGGCCACGCUGGCCUUCCUGCUGACGGUUGUUCUGGAGGACUAUCUGCAGCGGGUGAGGAAGGUAGACUUUGACAUCUUCCAUCCUAGUUUACAAAAGAGAAACCCUUUGCUUCCAAUCCAGCUGUACCUACGGUCUUGGAAGAAGACAUACUGACUGUUGCUUACUGUUAGCUGUUGUAAUUACUACCUUUCAGAUUUUUCUAUGCUGCUGAAUAUUUGCUGUAUAAAAUAAUGUAUGUAUACCAGCUGUACAGUUCAUCCCUUGCUGACCAUGGAUUUUUGAACCCCCACUGUGGGACAUAUAGGCUCCAGAAUUAUUGGCACCCUUUAUACCAAUCACAAAAGUGCUGUAAACUGAAAUAUAAUAGUUAUUCACAUAAGCUUUAUUUUCCAACAUGUGUUGUGUGCUUUAUUAAUGAUUCAAUAGCAUCAAUCAAUCGAUGUCUUACAUUUUUCAAAUAAAACAUUUAUUUCCCCAAAAAACAGGUUCUACAAUUAUUGGCACCCCUGGUUUAAUGCUUUGUGCAAACACCCCUUGUAAAGAUGACUUUUCCUACCAACCGACGGCGAUUGGCUGCCAUGCAAGGCCCCAACCAGCUCGUCAAGAGCAUUUGGGGGUUAGGUGUCUUGCUCAGGGACACUUCGACACCGCCCGGGCAGGGGAACAAACCGGCAACCCUCCGACUGCCAGACAACUGCUCUUACUGCCUGAGCCAUGUCGCCCCCAUUUAAGUCUGGAGACUGAGAUGGCCAUUGCAGAACAUGGUUGUUGGUUUUUACUUACCCUUCCAAGGUUUGCACAUAUUUGCUGGUAUGGUUUGCUGGUAAUUUUUAUUUAUUUUUUUUCGACUUGAUGACCCCAAGACACAACCAAUCUCUGCACUCCUUAAACUGUGAACUACGUAUUGCCAAUUUCACUUUGUUUGAUUGUAUGUGCAGUAUUUGUUAGGGGUGCCAAUAAUUUUGGCACCUGUGGUUUUUAGAAACAAAUAGAUUACCAAAUAAAAAACAUUGAAACAUGAGAGUAAAUAUAAUUAAAUAAAAGUAUAUUGUUUUCCCGUGUGUUUGAAUAUAGAUAAUUAUCCAUGUUGUUUAUAUGCAGCCCUUUUUCUCCUUUUUAUUAAGGGUGCCAAUAAUUCUGGUGCCCACUGUAUGUGGGAUAGAAAGCCGUCUCCGGCUAAAUGAAGAUAGAUGUAUUGUGGUAGCUGGACUGAUGGUCACAAAGACGAUGAUGCUGGGAUUCUCAAGGUGAAAACGUUUAAAGAGACAACUAGCAAAAAAGGAAUUCUCAUUUUUUACUUUGGUGUAAAUCUAACAAAAUCUUUCAGAUUUGGUGUAAAUUGCUUUAUACACACACUAUAUGUAUAUAUAUAUAUAUAUAUAUAUAUAAUAUAUAAUUAAAAUGACCAAUAUUAAUGGUCAAAUAUAAUUGUUAAGAUGAAGGCUGGAGUUCUUUAUAAGACUAAUUUGACUCCGCUCUCAUGUUCAUAUGACAUCAAAACAGAUACCAUGUUCAAUAAAAUAAUUUAUUGAACAAACAUACAAACUCAGACCAUACAUGGGCGGAUCUAAGAGAAAAAGAAGUAAGGAAAAGUCUGAGUCUGUGUAUGUGUGUCCUUUGUCUGGGCGAGUAUCACUCACUCGCCCAGACGAAAAGCGAAACUUCAACUAACUUCAAGUAACUAUUUGUGGGUUAUUCAUGACUACCGACUAUGUCAGUUAUUAGAGUUCCAGUGGGAGAGUUAUAGGGGAGAGAGAGAACAGCCACAAGACACCCACAGAACUGCGACUCACUAGAUGUUUGACUGUUGUGUGAAAGAAUCCCAGGAUAUUUGAGAUACUCAAACCACCCCGCCUGGCACCAACAAUCAUCCCAUGGUCAAAGUCAUCACAAAGGUUCCAGGAAUUUUCUGGGCAUUUUAUCACCCUUUGCAUCCCUAAAUAUGGGUACAAAAUAUAAACAUUUAAGUAUACUAUAAAGCACUCCUUACUGAACUCUUAGGGAACAUCUGGAACAGUUGCAAACAUGCUAGGUUGAGGAUGCAAAUGUGUUAUCCCCAUGCACUGUGCAGAAGAUUGUGAGAGAGGCAAAGAAAAACCUGAGGAUUACCGUUUGAGAACAGUUUAGUUUCAUUUUGGGGUCACCAAGUUUCAAAAUCUCCAUCCCACCCGGCUCUUUAGAUGGGUUGCAUAAAUAAAGCCUUUACAGAGAGCAACUAAGAAAUUGAAGCAUCUUUGCCAAGCGUCAAUGGAGCUAUAUGUUCUGUGAAAAUAAAAUGAUUGUUUUGUCCUGGGCAUCUCAGUCUCCAGACUUACACCCUAUCUAAAACCUGUGGUCUCAAUUCAAGUACCUAUCUAGGAUCUUGAAAGUUUCAAAUGGUUCAAGAUCCGCCCCAAAUGUGUUCUCCAACCGAUCAUUACAGGAAAAGACUUAUCUUUGACAUGUGAGGCUGCACUGGUUGCAUGGGUGACUGGUUAUGGAACCUUUUUUUUGGAAAUAAGUGUUUAAUCUUGCAUGCUAUUUUGGUUUAUUCCGUCUAAUCAUUAAUAUAGUAUUAUUGUGUUAUUUGUUGUGUGAAACUGUUUUUUGUCCAUCUCUGUGCAUGUCCCCAAUUUUAGGGAAUGAAAGAUAAUUGGACAA
Molecule: messenger RNA, 3919 nt
Organism: Conger conger (European conger)
Lineage: Eukaryota; Metazoa; Chordata; Actinopteri; Anguilliformes; Congridae
Gene: ndufaf6
Product: NADH:ubiquinone oxidoreductase complex assembly factor 6
Exons: 8
Coding region: 761-1432 (223 amino acids)
Biological process (GO): mitochondrial respiratory chain complex I assembly; biosynthetic process
Cellular component (GO): mitochondrion
Source: RefSeq, a predicted model, not a curated record